CCCGUGUUUGGCUGAAUCAUUUCAUCCAUCAUACCCAGAAUGCAAAGUGAGACAGCGAAACCUCAGCAGCCUUGAGCUUUUCAGGUUAUCAUGGCGAUAAGAGACACAUCCUCACCUUGAGUCCCCGCAGCAACUAAAGGAUUUCUCUCUCCGCUUCAUGAACACACACACCGAGUCCCGUGCAGUGCGGAGACCUGCCGGAGUUUUGGCCCAGAUUGGAGAGAGGACAUAGCGAGUGACCGCCAUGGCAGCGUCGGAGCUGUACACAAAGUGUGCUCGGGUGUGGAUCCCCGAUGCCGAGGAGGUGUGGAAGUCUGCUGAGCUCACCAAGGACUACAAAAAUGGCGACGCCUCCCUGCUGCUCAUGCUCGAGGAUGGAACGAACAUUGAGCACAAGCUGGACCCCAAGACGAAGAACCUGCCUUACCUGCGAAACCCUGACAUCCUGGUGGGCGAGAAUGACCUCACAGCGCUCAGCUACCUCCAUGAGCCGGCCGUGCUGCACAACCUCAAAGUCCGCUUCAUCGACUCCAAGCUCAUAUACACUUACUGUGGAAUCGUCCUGGUGGCCAUCAAUCCGUAUGAGACGCUGCCAAUCUAUGGAACCGACAUCAUCAAUGCCUACAGCGGUCAGAACAUGGGAGACAUGGACCCACACAUUUUUGCUGUGGCAGAGGAGGCUUACAAGCAGAUGGCCAGGGAUGAGAGGAACCAGUCAAUCAUUGUAAGUGGGGAGUCCGGAGCAGGAAAGACAGUAUCAGCCAAAUACGCCAUGAGAUACUUUGCCACGGUCAGCGGCUCUGCCAGCGAGGCCAACGUAGAGGAGAAAGUCUUGGCUUCCAACCCCAUCAUGGAGGCCAUUGGAAAUGCAAAGACCACCAGAAAUGACAACAGCAGUCGUUUUGGCAAAUACAUCGAGAUCGGCUUCGACAACCGCUACCGCAUCAUUGGUGCCAACAUGAGAACAUAUCUGCUGGAGAAAUCACGAGUGGUCUUUCAGGCGGAUGAGGAGAGGAAUUAUCAUAUCUUCUAUCAGCUCUGUGCAUCAUCCCAUCUGCCUGAGUUCAAGACUCUGAAACUGAGUAGUGCAAACGACUUCCUGUACACGAGGCAGGGCCGCAGCCCCGUUAUCGACGGUGUGGACGACACCAAGGAGCUGUGCACCACUCGCAAUGCCUUCACAUUGCUCGGUAUCAAUGAGUCCUAUCAGAUGGGGUUGUUCCAGGUCUUGGCUGCUAUUCUUCAUCUGGGAAACGUGGAAAUAAAGGACAGAGAUUCAGACAGCAGUCUCAUUCCUCCCAACAAUCGCCACCUGACGGCGUUCUGCGACCUGGUGGGCGUGACCUACCAGGACAUGGCUCAGUGGCUGUGCCACAGGAAGCUGAAGACGGCCACAGAGACGUAUAUCAAGCCCCUCCCUCGUCUCCAGGCUACCAACGCCCGUGACGCGCUGUCCAAACAUAUCUACGCCAAACUCUUCAACUGGAUCGUGGAGCAUGUCAACAAGGCUCUGAUCACCAACGUCAAACAGCAUUCUUUCAUCGGGGUCCUCGACAUUUAUGGGUUUGAGACAUUUGAGAUCAACAGCUUUGAGCAGUUCUGUAUCAACUAUGCCAACGAGAAACUGCAGCAACAAUUCAACAUGCACGUGUUCAAACUGGAGCAGGAGGAGUACAUGAAGGAGCAGAUCCCCUGGACUCUGAUUGACUUCUACGACAAUCAGCCCUGCAUUAACCUCAUAGAAGCCAAGAUGGGAAUCCUGGACCUGUUGGACGAGGAGUGCAAAAUGCCUAAAGGUACAGAUGAUUCUUGGGCUCAGAAACUGUACAACACCCACCUGAAGACCUGCUCCCUCUUUGAGAAGCCACGCAUGUCCAACCGCGCCUUCAUCAUCCAGCAUUUUGCUGACAAGGUCGAGUACCAGUGUGAAGGUUUCCUGGAGAAGAACAAGGACACUGUGAAUGAAGAACAGAUCAAUGUGCUGAAGGCUAGCAAGUUUGACCUGCUGGUGGAGCUGUUCCAGGACGAAGAGAAGGCAACCAGUCCCACUGGUCAGGUCCCCGGGACGGGAGGCCGGACUCGCCUCAGCAUCAAACCUGACAAGGGCCGGGACAAAAGCAGCAAAGAGCACAAGAAGACCGUCGGCUGCCAGUUUCGUAACUCUCUGCAAAUGCUGAUGGAGACUUUGAAUGCAACCACUCCACACUAUGUCCGCUGCAUCAAACCCAACGACUUCAAGUUGGCCUUCUCGUUUGAUCCUAAACGUGCAGUGCAGCAGCUCAGAGCCUGUGGUGUCCUGGAGACAAUCCGCAUCUCUGCUGCAGGUUUCCCAUCCAGGUGGACGUAUCAGGAGUUCUUCAGCCGUUACAGAGUGCUGAUGAAGCAGAAGGAUGUGCUCCCUGACAAGAAGUUGACCUGUAAAAAUGUUUUGGAGAAACUAGUACAGGACCAAGAUAAAUACCAAUUUGGUAAGACCAAGAUCUUCUUCAGGGCCGGCCAGGUCGCCUAUCUGGAGAAGCUGCGUGCGGACAAGUUGCGCGCUGCCUGCAUCCGCAUCCAGAAAACCAUCCGUUGCUGGCUGGCACGCAAGAAGUAUCUGCGCAAGCGCAGCGCUGCCAUCACCAUCCAGAGGUUCACCAGAGGAUACCAGGCCCGCUGCCUGGCCAAGUUCAUGCGUCGCACUCAGGCGGCCACCAUCAUCCAGAAGUACCAGAGGAUGUACGUGGAGAGGAAACGCUACAGGCAGAAGCAGGCUGCUGCCCUGGCCAUGCAGACAAUCCUCAGAGCUUAUAUGGCCCGGCAGAAGUACCAGGCGCUACUGAGGGAGCACAAGGCAGUGAUCAUCCAGAAACACAUUCGUGGCUGGUUGGCUCGGUGCUGGUACAAGCGAUGCCUUUACUCCAUCGUCUACCUGCAGUGCUGCAUCCGCAGGAUGAGGGCCAGGCGCGAGUUGAAGAAGCUGAAGAUCGAGGCUCGCUCAGUGGAGCACUUCAAGAAGCUCAACAAAGGCAUGGAGAACAAGAUCAUGCAGCUGCAGAGGAAGAUCGACGAGCAGAACAAGGAGAACCGGUCAAUCAGCGAGAGACUCAUCGGCCUGGAGAAUUCCUACUCCACAGAGAGCGAGCGAAUGCGCAGCGAGCUGAGCCGGCUGCGUGGGGUGGAGGAGGACGCCAAGAACAAAAGCAACCAGGUGGUGUCGCUGCAGGAUGAGCUGGAGCGGCUCAGGAAGGAGCUGAGUGCCACGCAGCAGGAGAAGAAGACCAUCGAGGACUGGGCACAGACAUACAGGGACGAGAUGGAGAAAAUGGUCUCAGAGCUGAAGGAUCAGAAUGGCAUGCUGAAGACGGAGAAGGACGACUUGAACAGGUUGAUUCAGGAACAGAGUCAGCAGAUGACAGAGAAAAUGGCCCGUGCGAUAGCAGAGGAGACUCAGCAGCUGGAGACAGAUCUGAACGAGGAGCGCUCUCGCUACCAGAAUCUCCUGACAGAACACCUUCGCCUCGAGGAGAAAUACGACGACCUGAAGGAGGAGAUGGCUCUUUCCUCGAACGUCUCCAAGCCUGGUCACAGGAGAACAGAUUCCACCCACAGCAGCAACGAAUCAGAGUACACCUACAACUCAGAGUACGCCGAAUUGGAAGAAGGUUCCCGGGCCGCCGAAGAUGUGACACGAGGAAUAGACACUUCACUAACCCUCAAGCUGCAGAAACGUCUUACAGAACUGGAGCAAGAAAAGCAAUCGCUGCGCAACGAGCUGGAAAACAAAGAAGAACAGUUCCAGCGGGCUAGAGCCAGGGAUGAUGCAGAGUUUAAAAAGGCUCGUGGGGCAGAGCUGGAAUACGAGUCCCUCAAGCGUCAGGAGCUGGAGUCUGAGAACAAGAAGCUGAAACAUGACCUGGCAGAGAUGAGGCAAAGCCUGCUGGGUGACGCAGCUACAGGUGCCGGGGCCCCGGGCUCCCCCGCUUACAAGGUGCUGCUGGAUCAGCUCAAUGCCUCCUGUGAGGAGCUGGAGGUCCGCAAGGAGGAGGUGCUGAUCCUGCGCUCCCAGCUGGUCAGCCAGAAAGAAGCCAUGCACCACAAGGAGACCAUGACUGAGCCAUCUGUCUUUGUUGAGGAUGUGUCUAAGCUGAAGGAUGCUGAUGAACUCAAACAAGCUUACAUAGGCCUCAAAGACACCAACAGAUCUCCUAGGUUCAUGCGUAAGCCGCUGGAAGUCAAUGAUCUCCUGAGUAGGCUCAGAUCUGCCGCUCCAGACUUCCAUAAGCUGAAUGAGGACGGAGAGCUGUGGCUGGUUAAUCAGGGCUUAAAGGAGACCAUCAGGUUGCUGGAGCACCAGCUGCAGACUCAGCGAAGAAGUUACGAUAAUGAGGUGGAGGCGUUGCGCGGCGAGCUGCAGAAUGUCAAGGAGGAGAACAACCGUCAGCAGCAGCUAUUGGCCCAAAACCUCCAGCUGCCUCCAGAGGCCCGAAUCGAAGCCAGUCUGCAACACGAGAUCACCCGGCUCACUAAUGAGAAUCUGGAACUCAUGGCCGAGGACCCCACAGCAUCCAGAGAGGCUCGAGUCAUCAUUUUACGACGGAUGGUUGAUCUCAUGGAGCAGCUUGAGAAGCAGGACCGAACCAUCCGCAAGCUCAAGAAACAGCUGAAGGUUUACUCCAAGAGGAUCGGAGAGAUGGGAGCGGGUCAAACCGAGGGCCAGACGUCUCCGGGACAGAUGGUGGACGAGCCAAUCCACCCGGUCAACAUUCCCCGCAGGGAGAAAGACUUCCAAGGAAUGCUGGAGUACAAGAAGGAGGAUGAGCUCAAACUGGUGAAGAACCUCAUCCUAGAACUGAAGCCUCGUGGUGUGGCCGUGAAUCUGAUCCCAGGUCUGCCAGCCUACAUCCUGUUCAUGUGUCUGAGACAUGCUGACUAUGUCAAUGAUGACCAGAAGGUCCGCACUCUGCUCACUUCGACCAUCAACAGUAUUAAGAAGAUAUUGAAGAAACGAGGAGACGACUUUGAGACAGUUUCCUUCUGGUUGGCCAACACCUGCCGCUUCCUGCACUGUCUGAAACAAUACAGUGGAGAUGAGGCCUUCAUGAAGCACAACACAUCGAGGCAAAAUGAACACAGUCUGUCCAACUUUGACCUGGCGGAGUACAGACAGGUGAUCAGUGACUUGGCCAUCCAGAUCUAUCAGCAGCUGAUCAAAUGCAUGGAGAACAUCCUCCAGCCCAUGAUAGUCUCUGGCAUGCUCGAACAUGAGACCAUCCAGGGCGUUUCGGGGGUGAAGCCCACGGGUCUCCGUAAGCGGACGUCCAGCAUCGCCGACGAGGGCACCUAUACCCUGGACUCCAUCCUGCGGCAGCUGAGCGCCUUCCACUCCACCAUGUGUCAGCACGGCACCGACCCCGAGCUCAUCAAGCAGGUGGUGAAGCAGCAGUUCUACAUCAUCGGAGCUGUCACCCUCAACAACCUGCUGCUACGCAAGGACAUGUGCUCCUGGAGCAAAGGCAUGCAGAUCAGGUACAAUGUGAGCCAGCUGGAGGAGUGGCUCCGAGACAAAGGUCUGAUGACGUGCGGAGCCAAGGAGACUCUGGAGCCUCUGAUCCAGGCAGCUCAGCUACUGCAGGUGAAGAAAAAGACCGAUGAGGAUGCCGAGGCCAUCUGCUCCAUGUGCCAGGCCCUCACCACCGCUCAGAUCGUGAAGGUCCUGAAUCUCUACACUCCAGUCAACGAGUUUGAGGAGAGAGUGUCAGUUGCAUUCAUACGAACCAUACAGACUCGCUUACGAGACCGUUGUGAGAGCCCUCAGUUGUUGAUGGACACGAAGAUGAUAUACCCGGUCACCUUCCCGUUCAAUCCUUCCUCCCUCGCUCUGGAAACCAUCCAGAUCCCCAGCUCGCUCAACCUGGGCUUCCUCACCCGCGUCUAAACCCAGGCCCCACGAGACGGCUCCGAGCCCUGCGGUGCACCCACUGGCCCCAGAAGCCCCAUACACAAUCAUCACAAGACAAAUAAAUACAUUUUUCUGAGCAUCACCUACACACAAAAUUAGGAUUUGUAUCAAUACAAUUUGAGCAAUUAUGUCCAAAAUACUUAUUUAAAAAGUCUCUUGUUAAAUAUCCCCGGUCUAAAUCUGGACAUGAACACACACAACAUGCGAAAUUAAACACACACAACCCACCACAUGCUGAACAUUCAACAUGCAUCUGUACAAUAGUUCCAUCCACUGAACGUACACAUGCACGCCUACACUUACGUGCACCUUCUCUCCAACAAAAAAUAAAUAAAAAAAUGCACAGAUAAACACACAACCAAGUCGUUGCCGUCGCCGCCGGUGGUUUAAAUCUGGCUGUAAAACACCACAAUCCAUCCACUGCUUGUAUAAACGCCUGCCUCUUAGAGAAGCCACAGGACCAGAUCAAAGCCUCCAGUGCUUGCUCUCCAUCGACACCUGGGUGUGACUUAGCUACCCCAGCUCCCUCCUCUGUGUUUCAGCUAGUGGUUACAAUAAUUCUUCUCUUCUCGUCUCGUCGUCUCGUUCUCCAGUGAGAAUGUGCGUACUCAUAACACGAGAGCAGGCCCAAAAGGAGGUGCUGAGGCCUCGCGAGAAGGAAUAGCUUGAUAUUUUUUGUUUGUACCAGUACAAAGCCUGUUGAGUGCUAAUGUUAGCUCUCUCGCUCUCUCGCUCUCUCUCUCUCUCUCCACCCCAUGUUGAGGUAACCACACAGUCUCUGAACACAGUCAAGCCAAGACAGAACUCAUUGUCUGUACUAUAUUAUUUAUACAUAUAUAAAUAUAUAUAAAUAUGAAUAAUAUAUAUCAUGUAUUUUAUUUAUUGCAUUUACCUCCGUCCCCACCCUCCCUUUUUAAGAGUAGAAGCUUCCUCUUUGCAGAAAGUACGUCUGGUAUGAAGGAUGGGACCAUCAUUUCCCAACAUGAACAGCUCUGUAAAGACCAUUUUAGUUCCACUGUAGGGUAUUUAUGUCAAUAUCAGGUAAAUUAUAUGUAGGAUAGGUUAACGAGUGCCGGCACAGAUGAUUAUUUGUAAGGUCACUUAGCUUAGAGAUGUUGCUUUGUCAUAAUAUAAAUCCUGCGUUUCUGGCAGAUGAAGUGUAGCACGGGUUUUAACGGAGGAGAGAUUUAGAAGGUACGAGGUUUAAACCCUGUCAAAGGGUUUAACCUGCUACAAUCUUUACUGUUUACAGCUGUGACUAGAGCUGAGCGUCACAGGAAACACUGGCACAAAGACAUUUAUUCACACUACAGUACAAACACUGAUAUACACACUCAUACACACCUGCUUACUGCUGUGUCACCGGGGGUUUUGCACCCCAAACACUUUCUUCUCGCUACUUGUCUUCGCUGGUCACAGCUCUAGUCAGAGCUUUGAAAAUGUUUUACUGUCAUCGUAAUUAUUUAUUUCAGUGUCGUUAUUUUCUCAUAUGUAUCGUAUAAAGCCAUGUAUUACUGGGCAGAAUGGAGAGAAACGGUUUCACCGAAGUUGGUUUUGGAGAGUUUGCCACAGAUCUGUGAAGCUUUACACAUAUUUUCCUCUGCUGUAUCUUCACACUAACAUUUAACUGCAGCUUUGUGAACCGAUUUCCUCUCACGUCUCCCACCUGUCCACCCCUAUGCCUUCCUGUUUAGUGGCCAAGAAAACACAACAUGGGCUUUUAACCAAAAAAUACUGACAUAGGAAGAGAUGUUUUUUAUUCUCUUUGGUGCACGGGUUGUUUUGGUUCAGAUAUCCCAGACACAUUCACAGGCUGAGGAUGAUAUUGCACCUCAGUAUGGCUACAGUGUGGUUUACAGCAUGCACUGCUGCUGCCCCGCCCCUGUUAAACUUGCAUGGGCUUAGCUUUACCAGCUACCAGAAAUUAACCACGCAUGCCACUGCUUAUUUUCUUUACUAUUGGAGAAACCUUGGUGUAGCUAAGUCGUUAGAUGAGUGUCAGGGAAUCUGCCCAUGUUGUUAGAGAAAGUCCUUUGUCUGUAGUAAAGUUGUCCUCGCUGCCUCUUGUUUAGCACUUUUAGUUUACCUCCUGUUGUGCCAUUAGUAUUAGCAGUCAACCAAAUUUGCCUCCUGCCCUCAUGUGAACCUUAUUUGCCUGUUGACCUUAUCCCUUAACAAUGUAAUUAUUUUUCUUUUAAGGUGCUCAUAUACAAAAAAGAUUGUGAAUGGUCACCAAAACAGAACUUUUUUUUUAAUCUAAAAUUUUUUUGAAAACUUAGUCUUAAAAAUGAGUCCUCUAAAGCAGCAAAUCAACCAAGGAUGAAAAAUAUUUGCAGGAGUGAGAUCCAGGGAAAUAUGAGCGGAAAUGUGCAGAAAAAUAAAAAAUGUUUUAUCUGAAGUGAAACAUCUCAUUAAAUGACAUGAAGCAGACCACUCUGACUCUGACAGGAACGAGCCACAGAUGUAAACAAAUUGUAAAUGGGAUAAAGAGAAUUUAGUAUGUGAAGUUAGUUUGUGUUGCGCUUGUCUUUGAAAAUAAUUUGAUAUCCAUAUGUUCGCAUUGGGACCAUUUUAAUCAGUCUGCCUUUUGUUAUAUUGUUUGGAUUUGUAGGUAGUUUAAAUUGUGGUCUGUGUAAAGAGUCCAUAUCUGAAGAGAGAGACAGUAGCUGAAGGAAUUAAUUAACCAUAUGAAUGUUUAAUAAUGGUAAUGCAGUGUAUCAUAAUUUUAGCUGCGCAUUGUGGACAAAGCCUUAUCUGAAUUAUUUGCUAUCUGAAUGAUUUACACACAUCAUCGACAUUGUGGCAUUGUUUUGUUCUGUCAGUGCAGUAUUUUUUUUCCACUGUAAAAUGAGUAAAAAUGUGAUCAUUUUUAUUUUGAUGAGCUGUCCUUUUGUCCUACAGUUGGUGUCACAGAUGGGUUGCUGACAAAAUGCACUUUUUAAACAUUGCCGAGGAAGUCAGAUAAAUAAUAGAUGGAUAUGUUAAAAGAAAUACUUCACACUUCAAGAGCUUUUUCUUCCCUUGAUUUCCCCCUUUUUACACAACUAUGGCCCCUUAAGCUUCUUCUACCACAUUCCCUGUAUGAUUUGAUGCCUCCUUUUCUUAAUCAGUGAUUUUUUUUUCUCGCAGUUUUAUUAAAACCAUCAGCUAAUGCAAGCCACAGGUAAGAAGACACACUCCUGGAAGUUUCACGGAUGCAGCACCAGCCUUUUCAGACUCAGACUAUCCUUGUGGACUGAUGUGAUGAGAGUGUAGAUUUGGAAUGCCGGCCUAGUUUCAGAGGAGAAAAAAAAAACAAAACACGUUCAUUCAUCAGUUGUAUUGUUGAGCAGAGCUGCGGCCUCUUGUUUCCCCCUGGGCUUCUCUUGGGCUCUCAAAGAGGAGAAAAUGUAAUUCCUGUCACUCUGCGUUUUCACAUCAAGGAGAGAGUUGGUUGUAUGAUAUGACGUAGACAUUAUAAAUUACCAUUGUUCUUAUCAGCACUAGCGUUGAUUGUGCCAUUUUAAAAGAUAUAAAUUGUCAAAAACAAAAUAUAUCAUCACCCCAGCUGUUGUGGUACUGGUGUGAACAUGCUGAAGCCAGUACCAAAAUGUGUCCUCUCUAAACCCAUGUGUACAUUUGACAAACUGGACUGUUUGUAGUUUCUGGUAGCUGUGCUUAGUGAAUGUGUUCACCGUUAAGAAACUAAGAAACUUGGAAUAAAUUGUCAAAUCUGUAAAAGUAAAAUAAAAGAAUUCAGCACUGUU
Molecule: messenger RNA, 9687 nt
Organism: Lates calcarifer (barramundi perch)
Lineage: Eukaryota; Metazoa; Chordata; Actinopteri; Centropomidae
Gene: myo5aa
Product: myosin VAa
Exons: 42
Coding region: 245-5917 (1890 amino acids)
Biological process (GO): vesicle transport along actin filament; actin filament organization
Cellular component (GO): myosin complex; vesicle; cytoplasm
Molecular function (GO): actin filament binding; microfilament motor activity; ATP binding
Source: RefSeq, a predicted model, not a curated record